CAAAAUCCCCGAUCCGUCAAAGUCUUUAUACCCUGUGAUCACGCGGAAAAAAGAAAAAUAAAAUUUGUAAUGACGAGAACGUCCCACACGCCAGACGAACCACCAUGAAAGAGAAUAUUAAAACCAGCAGAGAAUGAGCGAAAUCUGAGCAGGUUAACAGUUUCUCGGAGAGUGACGAGCGGAGGCCCAUCUUUUCAGUUGGCAUCAAUGCAGACAUGGGCACGUAUAUUUAUGAAUUUGUACGUAAACAUUUAUUCUGAGUCACUGACUAGCAGAUCUCAUCCUUGCUUUGGAUAAAAGCUUUGACGAUGAUGAUAUGUGGAGGUAUGUUGCUUACAUCUUUUUCUUCCCUGACCCUGCUUCCACUGUGAGAGCUUUGUGCAUGCGAGUUAUUACCUCUUUUAUCUACAUGUUUAACCUAUAGAUACAAUUAUUGGGGGUGUUAAAUUCUUAGACUCUUGGGCUGGAAUCUAGAUGCAGGGAGCAACUGUCCUAUGCAUGUUUGCUUACUUAUGAGAAAAGGGACCCCAUCCUUGACCACUAAUCUUACUGUUGAUUGAGAAGUCACAUGCUUUCUUUUCUGCUUGACAUUUCAAAGGCUAUUGUGAAAUUUUGUUGGAUUGAGCGUCUUCAUGGAAAUUUUGUACUCCCUCCGUGCCAUUUUAAUUGUCCCCUUCAAUUUUACACACAAUUUAAGAAAUUGUAUUACUCCCCUUCAAUUUGACAUUUAUACCCUCAUUUAUAGAGGACAAUUAAGAUGUCAAUGACUCCUUGGGAAUUCACUCCAUCAGUUUUUCAAUUUAAGGAUAAAUAAGGGUAAGAUGGGAAAAAUGGAUGAAAUUAGUUUUAAUUAAUUGAAAUGGACAUGCAUUUGGGACAUCCCAAAAAGGAAUAGAGGACAAUGAAAAUGGGACGGAGGGAGUAAUUAUUUCUUGGUGGAAUGGCAGUCUUUUUAGGACAGGACAGAUUGGAUGUGCAAAAUUUUACUAUCAAUACUUACAAUCUAUGUCCAGUUUAUAGUAUGCUAAUUCUGAGGUAUCAUAACUCAAGGUUUCGGUUCGGAGCAGGUAUUGGUAGUCGUUACACUCCCUGAGAGUAUUAAAGAGUCACAUCCGUUGAUAUUAUGACAACAGGGUUGAUAUUGUGGAGUGCAUUGGCUUAAUUAUCGGUGUUGAGUGUUGACAAAGGAGUUCUUCAUUUUUAUGGCCUCAAUUAUCUGAGUUCAUUAAUCUUACCAUUUAUCUUGGCGUUGGAAUUAAUAGCUCGUAGUGAAAAAGGUACAAUGGAGAUAUCUUUGUUGAAGUCUCCUCUUAACAGUAUCUCCACCUUUUCACAUCUAUCAUCUUUCGACAACAUAAAGUCAGACCCAAUGCAGAGGUGUUACAAGAAGGCAGAAGAAAUAUUGAAUUUGUUGAGGCCCAUACUUGAUGCCAUUGUGGAUUCUGAAAUAGCUUCCGAUGACAUGCUCAACAAGGCGUUUGAACGAUUAGGUCAAUUUGUUGAUGAGUUAACGGAGCUUUUCAGAAAUUGGCAAUCAUUGUCGAGUAAAAUUUAUUUUGUUCUGCAAAUUAAUACAUUAUUGGUGAAGAUUCAGACCUCUGGUCAGGAUAUUCUUCAGCUGUUGAAAGUGUCCCAUCGAAGUCUCCCUGAUGAAUUAAGUUCAUCUUCUCUUGAGCAUUGCAUACAAAGAAUUAAGCACAUGGGAUAUGAUCGAGUGGCGCUAACUAUCAAAGAAGCUUUAAGGGAUCAAGUAGAGGGUGUUGGACCAAGCUCAGAGGUUUUGGUGAAAAUUGCUGAGAAUCUCGGCUUGAGCUCAAACCAGGAGACUCUGAUUGAAGCCGUUGCCCUUGAAAAGUUGAAGGAGAAUGCUGAACAAAUUGAAAAAACAUCAGAGGUUGAGAUUAUUGAUCAAAUGAUUGGUCUUGUGACUCGCAUGCAUGAUCGCCUUGUCACAAUAAAGCAGUCGCAGAGCUGUAGCCCUGUCCCUAUUCCCGCUGACUUCUGUUGUCCUCUUUCCCUUGAGUUGAUGACAGAUCCAGUUAUUGUGGCAUCUGGGCAAACCUAUGAGAGGGCUUUUAUUAAAAAUUGGAUUGAUCUUGGGCUUACUGUCUGUCCUAAGACUCGGCAAACAGUUGCUCGCACAAAUCUGAUUCCUAAUUACACGGUUAAGGCACUAAUUGCUACUUGGUGCGAGUCAAACAAUGUGAAGUUGCCUGAUCCCUUGAAGUCCAUGAGCUUAACUCAACCUACUCCACUACUCACACAUGCUGAAUCAGGGCCACCUGAGGAUUUACAGAUUUAUCCUAAUUCCAAAGACAACUGGACAUUGUCACCUGAGCCAAUUCAGUCUGGCAGUCGUUGUAAGAGCUUGAUUUCCUCUGCUGGAACUUAUGGAGAAGGAGCUUCUCCACUUCAUCCCCGCUCUACUUCUGAGGGUUCCUUGUCAAGUGUAACUGGUAAUGGAUUGGGUUUGGAUAUUGACAGGCUGUCACUAAAAAGUUCUGAAGACAAGGCUACUGACUCAGAAGCAAGGAGCACAGAUUCAGUUGGUGAAAAGUCUGUGUCACCAGUGAGAAAGGACUCUUUUAAUAUUGGCGGACCUUGUGAGCCUUCGCAGAGCCAUAGCAGAACCUUGUCAGCUUCCAGCAUGCUUUCAAGUACAAAUAUCAAUGAAAGAAUGUCAGUGGAUGCCAAUGGGACUUCAGAUGUAUCCGAUCAUCGUACUUCUUAUAGCAGUGAUGCUUCUGGGGUGGUGAAAGCAGAGCCGCAGGUUGAUGGUGCCUGGAAUACUCCGCAGAGGGAAACUGAGGUACCCCUCCGUUUGGUGGAGACACGAUCCAGAAGCCAAAAAAUAUGGCACCGGCCAUCAGAGAGGUUUGUUCCAAGGAUAGUUUCUUCACCAGCUAUUGAGACAGGGUUAGAUCUUUCUGGUCUUGAAUCUCAUGUUCGGAAGCUGGUUGAGGACUUGAGGAGCACUUCAGUUGAUGCUCAAAGAGAAGCAACAGCUGACCUCAGGCAACUUGCGAAGCAAAAUACGGAUAACAGAAUUGUAAUAACAAGCUGUGGAGCCAUUAGCUUGUUGGUUAACUUGCUUUACUCAGCAGAUUCAGAGAUUCAGGAAAAUGCGGUCACAACACUCCUGAAUUUGUCGAUUAAUGACAACAAUAAAACUGCUAUUGCCAAUGCCGAAGCUAUUGAACCCCUAAUUCAUGUUCUUCACACAGGAAGCCCCACGGCCAAGGAAAACUCAGCGGCCACUCUCUUUAGUCUCUCUGUGAUUGAGGAAAACAAGAUUAGGAUUGGAAGGUCUGGAGCCAUUGAACCUCUGGUUGAUUUACUAGGAAAUGGAACUCCAAGGGGGAAGAAAGAUGCUGCUACAGCAUUGUUUAACUUGUCAAUAUUUCAUGAAAACAAGGUCCCGAUUGUGCAAGCUGGGGCCGUUAAGCACCUUGUUGAAUUGUUGGACCCAGCAGCUGGGAUGAUUGACAAGGCAGUUGCUGUUUUGGCAAACCUCGCUACAAUUCCCGAGGGUAAGACUGCAAUUGGUCAGGAGCGUGGGAUUCCUUUUAUAGUGGAGGUUAUUGAGCUGGGUUCUGCCAGAGGGAAGGAGAAUGCUGCUGCUGCUCUAUUACAUCUUUGCACAAGCAGUGUUAGGUUUACCAAUAUAGUUCUUCAAGAAGGCGCUGUCCCACCUCUAGUGGUAUUGUCUCAGUCUGGCACCGCAAGGGCCAAGGAAAAGGCACAACAACUUCUUACCCAUUUCAAAGAACACCGACAUGGUAAUGCUGGCAGGAACUGAUUUUAGAAAAGCAACCCAAAGUGUCAUUUGACCAUACAAAUAAUGCAAGUGAAAGGUUUUUUGUGGUUUAUUUUUGAUUAUUUGUAGAUUGAUUGUGGAGGAUUUGAUUGAGGCCUCUUGUGUAAGAUAUAUUUUUUAAUAGUAAAUGUGGAAAGGAGGAGUUUCAUUUGUGAGUCUGCCCUUUUUGAGCUCAGGCAAUAUUGGAAAUUGAA
Molecule: messenger RNA, 4011 nt
Organism: Tripterygium wilfordii
Lineage: Eukaryota; Viridiplantae; Streptophyta; Magnoliopsida; Celastrales; Celastraceae
Product: U-box domain-containing protein 4-like
Exons: 6
Coding region: 1283-3799 (838 amino acids)
Biological process (GO): protein ubiquitination
Cellular component (GO): cytoplasm; nucleus
Molecular function (GO): ubiquitin-protein transferase activity; protein binding
Source: RefSeq, a predicted model, not a curated record